Messenger RNA from Priapulus caudatus, 629 nucleotides. Its product is annotated as pre-mRNA-splicing factor cwc-21-like. The record is from RefSeq and is a predicted model, not a curated record. The transcript is spliced from 3 exons. NCBI's taxonomy places the organism in Eukaryota, Metazoa, Priapulida, Priapulimorpha, Priapulimorphida, Priapulidae. Bases 139 to 498 code for a protein of 119 amino acids. Gene Ontology annotation, molecular function: mRNA binding.
CACACAUGCGUUUGUAAACCGCACAAGCGCGUAAGUUCGUGCGUCGCCAUUUAUUGUUACUCGAACUUUUUCUGAGCCAGUUUCUUGUUGUUACAUACGCAUUCAGUCGCCUGUUAUAAUUUGCGACACGUCGCCAUCAUGUAUAACGGCAUCGGGCUGUCGACUACGCGGGGCAGCGGCACGAACGGCUACGUGCAGCGCAACCUGUCGGCGGUGCGGCACCGCAAGGAGAAGGUCGCGUACAAGACGGAGGAGGACAUCCAACGACUCGAGGCGUCUAUGAUAAAGCAGCCGAACAAGGAGAUCCUUGCCCACGAGCAGAAACGCCGCGUCGAGCUGCGCGUGAUCGAGCUGCAAGACCUCAUGGAAGAUCAGGGGUACUCCCAGGAUGAGAUCGAGACAAAGGUCGCCACCUUCAGACAGAUGCUAGUGGAGAAGGAGGGAGAGGCGGAAAAACAGACGGAUGAGCACGGUAGACCAAUGUACGUCGAUUUUUGAUGGCGUCCCGACUGUAGGGUCUGGCCAUGUUUGCAAGCACAUAACUAUAAACUAUUCUGCUCACACAUAUUUAGUGUACUCUGAAAGAGGAGUGAGGAAGGGAGAGAGAGAGAGAGAGAGAGAGAGAGUGU